Molecule: messenger RNA, 771 nt
Organism: Fibroporia radiculosa
Lineage: Eukaryota; Fungi; Basidiomycota; Agaricomycetes; Polyporales; Fibroporiaceae
Exons: 9
Coding region: 1-771 (256 amino acids)
Molecular function (GO): oxidoreductase activity, acting on the CH-OH group of donors, NAD or NADP as acceptor
Source: RefSeq, a predicted model, not a curated record
AUGUCCUUAACGCGCAUUGCUAUUGUGACAGGAGCUGCACAGGGUAUUGGAGAGGCUGUUGCCUUACGCCUCGCUGACGAUGGCCUCGAUAUUGCCAUUAACGAUAUAUUCUCAAAGGAGGAGCAAUUAGUGGCCCUCGUAGAACAGAUCACAGCCAAGGGGAGACGGGCCGUUGCCAUCACGGGAGAUGUUUCUCUAGAGUCGGAUGUGGAGGCUAUAGUUGAUCGGACGGUGAAGGAACUCGGAGGCCUUGACGUGAUGGUCGCAAAUGCUGGAAUAGCGCUGUUCAAGCCUAUGCUAGAAACCACCGUAGACGAUCUUGAUCGACUUGUUGCAGUCAAUAUGCGCGGAGUCAUGUUGUGUUAUAAGUAUGCGGCAUUGCAGAUGAUCAAGCAGGGGCGUGGUGGCAGGAUCAUAGGUGCCUGCUCUGGUGCUGGAAAAAAGGGCGUCGCCAAUAUGGCGGCAUAUAGCGCAAGUAAGUUUGCAGUGAGAGGAUUUACUCAGAGCUGUGCAUUGGAGUGGAGAAAGCACAACAUCACCGUGAACAGCUACGCACCGGGGAGCAUCAUUACUCCCCUGAUUCUCCAUCCCGACGACGCCAUAAACGGGGGACCGGCGUCCACUGCCAAGAAGCUCGCAGGCCUUCCCCUCGACAUCCCCGAUGCAGAGCCAGUCAUCAUUGCCGAUUUUGUCUCGUACAUCGCAAGACCUGAAACUCAUCACAUCACCGGCCAAUCAAUCAACAUUGAUGGCGGACUUUCCUUCGAUUGA